Messenger RNA from Bactrocera tryoni, 818 nucleotides. RefSeq lists its product as uncharacterized. Bases 128 to 745 code for a protein of 205 amino acids. Lineage: Eukaryota; Metazoa; Arthropoda; Insecta; Diptera; Tephritidae. The record is from RefSeq and is a predicted model, not a curated record. The transcript is spliced from 2 exons.
GAGCAUCCGUCGUUUGAAGUAAUUUGCAGCUAUUCCUAUUUUGUUUGUUUAUAUUUAUUUGUAUGGGACCGACGCCGGCCUGUUAGAGGAACAAGGUAUCGAAAGUAUUGAUCAAAAACUGAGCAAGAUGUGUCCCCAUUAUAAGCGAUUGCAGAGCAUAUUUUUUAAGAGCAAAUCGGCAGACUCGACACAGUACGUGUUCCAGUCCGAAGAUGGUACAACUAAUCAUGGUGAAUGUGAAAUUAUUCAGCAGAGCGAAUAUGACAGUGGUAGUAUGUUCGUUGACGAAAUUGCGACAACGACUGAAAGCAAACAUGAUAAUGUAUUUUAUACGUUGCCGGAUGAUAUCGAAAUUGCAACACCAGUUUUUUCUAAACGAGCUCAAAAUAUAAAUGACAAUAAGGCAGUAGAAUUCGCUGAAAAGAUGAGGAAAUCGGCACCGAAAACAGCAAUUAGCAAAUUAUCUGCACUACAAUCGGAAAGAAAUGAGCUACAAAUGCAACGCUUAGAAUUAGAAAAGGAGAAACACAGAGACUACAUGGAAAGGGAGGAAAAACGGAUAAGUAUAGAAAAGGAAAAGUUUGUUUUGGAAAAAAAAAGACACGAGAAGAUGUUUGAGCUGGAAAAAGAUAAAUUAGCCAUAGAAAAAGAGAACAAUAAGGCUAAAUUAAAAAUUUUGAUUAUGGAGCUGGAGAUGAAGGAGCGGCUAGCUCGUUAUGAGUUAGAACUAAAAUACAAUCAGUAAAACAGAAGCUAAGUUUUUUUCAGAAAACAGAAACCAAAAAUUACACAUUUUCUUUUAUUUAUUUAUGGAACAA